Molecule: messenger RNA, 207 nt
Organism: Funneliformis caledonium
Lineage: Eukaryota; Fungi; Glomeromycota; Glomeromycetes; Glomerales; Glomeraceae
Source: the annotation of a GenBank genome assembly
AUGGGUAAAAAAAAGAAUGCUUCCUCAGCGGGGGAUAAAGCGGACCUUUCAACAAUACAAAAUAUAUCUCUCGAGUCAAUAACGUCAACGAUUCGCGAACGUUAUCAAAAUGAUAAUAUUUAUACACGUAUAAACCACUCCGUACUAGUAGCGGUGAACCCUUAUAAAAUUCUUCCUAUAUUUAAUGAUACAACUAUUCAACAAUAU